Messenger RNA from Coregonus sp. 'balchen', 4329 nucleotides. NCBI's taxonomy places the organism in Eukaryota, Metazoa, Chordata, Actinopteri, Salmoniformes, Salmonidae. The record is from the annotation of a GenBank genome assembly.
AUGACUCACCGUUCCUUUAUAAACUUCCUGUGCCUUGGGAAUCGAGCUGUCACUAUUUUAAAUGGGAGCUCAAGUCGCCUCCCUCACAUUCAGAUGGAGAUACGAAGUAUUGCAUCACAGGCUGAAAUAGGUUUUAAACCCGCAAAAGUUGCUGUGGUGACAAAGAUGACAAGGUAUGAAUUCGAGCAGCAAAGAUAUCGCUUUUCAGAACUCUCAGAAGAGGACCUAAAACAGCUGGUAAGGGAAUGGAAAACGAUGUGAUAUAAAUGGUACUUGCUCUCAAACGCCCUCAUUUGUUAAUGUGUUCUUCAUUGACAGUAAAACACCCCCUAAACAAGGCAUCAUCAGCACACACCAGUUUCACUUUCAGUUCAGACAUGGAAACCCAGGUGAUCCGAUAGGUAUAUGCUGGUGAUAGACAAAUAUUCACUGAGGAUGUCAGAUUCCUUUCUCAAUGUUGAGUUGUAUGCUAAUCCUCACCACCAGAGAGCCUGGUUGAAAUGACUUUGCUGUGAUUAUAUAAUUGUGGUCAUCUGAGUUUUGGGGCUUGUUACAGCUUGCAUUGAAGGGCUCCAGCUACAUUGGGCUUCUGGAGAGACACAACAUCCACAUCCGCAAUGUGGAACACAUUGUGGAGAGUCUACAGUAAGAUGAUAGGAUUUUAUUCAAGGAUGUUGUUGUGGUGUACUGUCUACAAAAGGUCAUGAAGGUGUGGACGUGGCCACAUUACCUUUGUGUGUCUCUCUGUGUUCCCUCUAGGAAAGAGCGGAUUGAGGUGCGUGUGGUGAAGAGAGGGGAAUAUGAUGAAGAAACAGUGAGAUGGGCAGACGCCAUUAUCUCGGCAGGGGGCAAGUGUUCCCGUUUUAAGAGUUUGAGAAUAGUAGCUGAUCACUUACAUGGUCACUUUCCCACAGAGGGGUACAAUACAAUUACAAAUGAAUUCCUAUCAUACUGUUGAAAGUCAGUGCUCAGAGAAGGGUCAACUCAAACCAUGAAUAGGCCCAUUUCACCCUGAGACCUUGUUGACAUUAGCUCUGACACCCUCCCGUUCCUUUUGUUAGGGGAUGGGACUAUGCUACUUGUCGCCAGUAAGGUUUUCAAUAAAGACCAACCGGUUCUUGGGGUUAACACAGACCCUGAAAGGUAAGAACUCACAACAAAAUGGGUUAGCGAGGAUAAAGUGGUGAGAUGGGUUGGGGCAAGUGGUAAGUUUACUUGACUGGUAAGGUUCUUAGCUAGUUCAGAACAGACAGGUUGGGGAAUUCCUUGUUGUGAAUUUCAGCAUGUUAUAGAAUGAGAGAGAAUAAAUUACUUUAUCUAGUUUGAGGGAAAAAGUGCUCAUAUUACAAGCAUGUCUUUUUUUUUCUUUGCAUGAAGGUCAGAGGGACAUCUGUGCCUUCCUGUGCGUUACACACAUGCCUUCCCUGAGGCACUACAGAAACUCCGCUGUGGUCAGUUCAGGUGGGUGUUUCACUUCCCUGGCCAGAAAACUGCUUUUAGGAAGGCUAUGUUUAUGUGUAAAGAAUAGUCUGAUGAUCUCUUUGUCACACCUCCACAGUUUUGUUUCGCAUGCCUGGGAUGUAUUCACUAGGAACAAAACAGGGUGGGACCUACCUGAAUUUGUCUAAUAUAAACUCUUGUUUCCGUUGCUAAAUGUUUUGGACUAAUGAUUAUCGUUUAAGAACCAAACGGAUCAAAUGGAACCAAAAGGGGAGGGACAAUGCUGAAUUUGUCCAACAGAAACUAUCGUUUGCGUUUUCAGUAAACUGUUUCUGUUGCAUAACGUUUGCAACAGACUAAAUGUUUUGCACCAGAAUCGCGGUAAUGAUUACACCCCUGGUCUUACUACUCUGCCCUCUAGUGUUACUGUUGCUGAACUGUCAGACAUGAGUUUCUGAUUCCAGGAAUAGUAAUGCCUAUUAAUAUCAUGGCAUGUUUCACCACCCCCUCUUCUUUCUCUAUAUGUUCCUCUCCCUGUCUACUGCAUAUUGUACUACUUAACUCUUUUGAUUCAUUUACUUCCCCAUCCCACCUCUCCUAUCCCCCCCUCCACCAUUCCCUCUCCACCCCUCCCCCCUCUCCUGUCUACCUCCUGCAGGUGGCAGUGGCGGCAUAGGAUCCGUCUACACCUGGAGGGCACAGGGAUCAACCCCACCCCAGUGGACCUACAUGAACAGCAGCUCAGUCUGGAGCAACACAACCAGGCCCACCGUAUCACCCUCAUGGAGGCCCAACGCAGUACGGCCCCUCAGCCUCCGAUGUGUACCUGUAUCAGUCUCUUUGUCUGUCUGUCUGUCUGGGCCCUUGGGACAAAUCUAACACUUAUUGAAUGGACGGUGCACUGUAUUGAAUGAAUAAUAUGUCUUCUUGUCUUACUUACAGCGGUGUGUGUGUGUGUUCACAGUCUCUGUCGUCAUUCAUUGACAAUUAUUUUCAUGUGAUUUGUCAAAAAGCCCUUUUCUACCGGUCCCUCUAUGAUUUCAUCUGUUUCUUUGAUACAGGUGAGGUUGACAGCUUAUCCAAGCCCUACCUACUACCUGUCAGAGGACUGAAUGAGAUCUUCAUUGGGGAAUCUCUUUCCUCAAGGUACCCUUGUCCUCCAACCAAGCCAUGGCAUCAUGAACCCCCCCCCCCCCCAAAAAAAAAAACAUGCCUGUUUUGCUGUUCAUCAAUCCUACCCCUGCACUACUAUCACGCCCACCCAUCUCACUAUGCACUCAUUGGUGGAUUUCUGUCCGCCACUCACAGGGUGAAGUGUAAAUCCAUAAAUCCCCAUCUCACCCUCUCGCUCAAUAGGGCUUCCUACUAUGAGAUCUCUGUGGACGACAGACCGUGGGAGAAGCAGAAGAGCUCUGGCCUCAGCAUCUGCACAGGGACCGGAUCUAAAGCCUGGUACACAUUUUACAUGUAUAUUUUAGUCAUUUAGUAGAUGCUCUUAUCCAGAACGACUUAGUUAGUGCGUUCAUCUUAAGAUAGCUACAGGUAUGUGAGACAACCACAUAUCCCAGUCAUAGUAAGUACAUUUGUUUUCCUCAACAAAGUAUUUAUCAGUAAAGUCAGUGCUAGUAGGAAAAGACAAGUGUUCCCUUUUUUUAUACGAAGCUCCAACACACAAGCCUUUUUAUUUUUUUGCCGAUCCUGGAAGAUCCCUGUCAAUGCUGCGUCUCAUUCAUGCUAGUUCUAAAAUAAUCUCAAUAAAUAAAAACGAUGUGAUUGAAAGCACAGCCUUUAGUGGUCCUCCAGGGCUUGAAUGUGCGCUUAAUGAGACUCAUUCUAGUUUGUGUUCUCACCUACAGGUCUUACAAUAUUAACAAACUGGUUGAACAGGCUGUGGAAGAUGUCCUAAGGAUAGGUAUGUGGACUCCAACCUUUCCUCAUGAACAGCAAUGAUCAUGUGGAUUUGUUAUUUUCUUGUUAAAUCUGUCUAAAUGGAAUUACAGCUGGAAAUUGAGACAAUCAAUCAAUGAUUUUGGAGAACCUGCAUAGUACACUGAUAAUAAGGGUAUUACAGUGAUUGAGUUCUCAAUCUCCCCAGGAAAGGCACAAACGGGUCUUGAUAUUCCACUGAGUCAGGACUUUAUUGAGAAGGGUGAGUUCCAAAAUAUGUACAGCUGAAUGUGUUGUAUGGAUGGAUGGAUGGAUGCUCAAGGAAAAUUCAUAUAUAUGAAUCUCGUAAUGUAUUUUGUCAGUGACUGAUGAAUACAACGAGUCUUUGGUGUUUGGUCCGGAGGAAGGCAGAAUGUUCUUCAGCAUCAGAGAGCCCAUCGUCAACAGAGUAUUCUCCAGCAGUCACCAAAGAGGUUUUGCCAACAGGUCAGUUCUAUCUACAGUACCCAUUCAUAUUGUCUUGCAGUGGGGUUUGAUGUACAAGAUCACACUUUGAAAUCUUCUUGGUUUUGCUCUUCAGGGUGUGUGUGCGCUCGCGGUGCUGGGACGCGUGCAUGGUGGUGGACGGAGGGACUUCUUUUGAGUUCAACGAUGGUGCCAUAGCAACAAUCACCAUGAACGAGGAGGACCAGCUCCGGACUGUUCUCCUUGAAAACUGACCAGCCAACCAACCAUCCUUACAGAGCUCACACAAGAUUGUCAGCAGCAGUGAUCUAUAAAGGGAGUAGGGAGACAGGACUGGUCUCUUAUUAGGACCUGUGACCUCAAAAUGAACUUGAAGAAACUUAUCACAUCCUCCCCUUGUAGCUUUCUGGAUUUUCACAGACCAUUUAGUCACGUGUUCUUGGCUUUUGCAUUGGUUUGGCUGAAUCGGUUACAGUUGGGUUUUAUUUCGCUUGACUUGGACUGAAAUAGGUGCUGGUACUCAUUUUGGUUGCCAGU